ACUGCAUUUCCUGUUGGCAGCAGAGAGCAAAUGAAAACAGAAGCUGCAGCGGGCAGCGACCCAGGCAAAAAUAGCUCCUGCGCGGCUCACCGGAGCCUUCCCGGGCCCCUGGACUCGGCUCCCGGCCGCGCGUCCUGAUCCCGACAGCUGUAGAAGCCGUCGCGCGGACCCGCAGCAACUUCGCCUAGAUCACACUGGGGCACAGUGCUGGAGAGCCACGCGUCGCUGCCCGGGCCUGGGCCGCGCUGCGACCCGGCUGCUCAGCGCCCGCUUGGACCCGGGCUAGCCCUUGCGGGGCAGCGGGCGUGACGGACCGCGAUGCCAGGGCGCGCUCCCCUCCGGGGGGUCCUGGGGGCCCUGGGCGCCUGGCUGCUGGGCGGCUUCUGGGUCUGGGCGCUGGGCAGCCUCUGCGGCCUAGGGGCGGCGGUGCCGCCAGCGGGAGCUUGGGGCAACCCCGCGGCGCCGCGCCCGUGCCAGGCGCCCCAGCAGUGGGAGGGGCGCCAGGUGCUGUACCGGCAGAGCAGCGGGCGCAACAGCCGCGCCUUGCUCUCCUAUGACGGUCUCAACCAGCGCGUGCGGGUGCUGGACGAAAGGAAGGCGUUGAUCCCUUGCAAGAGAUUAUUUGAAUAUAUUUUGCUCUAUAAAGAUGGAGUGAUGUUUCAGAUUGAACAAGCCACCAAGCUGUGCUCCAAGAUCACGCUGACGGACCCCUGGGACCCUCUUGACAUUCCUCAGAACUCCACCUUUGAGGACCAGUACUCCAUAGGGGGGCCUCAGGAGCAGAUCAUGGUCCAGGAGUGGUCUGACAGAAAGUCAGCUAGAUCGUAUGAAACCUGGAUUGGCAUUUAUACAGUCAAGGAUUGUUAUCCUGUCCAGGAAACCUUCACCAAAAAUUAUAGUGUGAUAUUGUCCACGCGAUUUUUCGACAUCCAGCUGGGCAUUAAAGACCCCACGGUGUUUAUUCCCCCGAGCACGUGCCAGACGGCCCAGCAGGAGAGGAUGAGUGAGGACUGCUCCUGGUAAGCCUGCCAACACAGAAGUGACAGCACACGACAUCAGAUGCCACGGCUGCCGCUCAGAACGGAUUUGAGGCUUGAGAGAUGAGAAUCUUCUUUGGAGACCUACCAUCAUUUUAGGAAGAUAAACAUUGAUGUGGGAUUUUGGUACAUAUGAUGUUGACUACUCACGCUGUGUUUAAAAGAGGGAAUAGGAUAGAGACUGGUGAUAGGAACUGAAGAGACGAACAUGGGGGCUUUGUGUAACCUCUCUGGGGCUGUGCUAUCUGCAUGUGCAGGUCUAUAUGCAGUGCUGUGGCUUACACGGGGCUCGGAGUCAGCCGAAGCAGUCUGCCUCAGCGGGGAGGAAUGUUUUGUCACUGACAUUACUGAAAAUUGCAGGAUAGCACGAGGUGAUAGUAAAAAGCAGAACAAUUUUGGGCAGUUUCAUUAUGAAUUUUGAAGUUCUCUACAGAUAAUGAGCCCUGGAUUGCCUGCACCAGGGUGGUGACUGCUCCGUCUGCCCCACCCCCAUCACGCUCCCUUGGCUACUGACUGAAAAAGUGAUCCCUUAAAGUCCCUUCCAGACUUAACUGCUUUAUGACAUGAGCCAAUUGAUGUACACAAUUUGGGAGGAAAUGAAAGGCUAUAAAUCAAAGUAGUUAUUCCUCUCAAGAGACAUUUUAAACAAAAGAAUUUGAAAAUCUUAAUGCCUAUCCCUGGGUAAGCAUGAGCCAUGUAUGCUUCCUUUUUUACUAUGCAAGAGUAUUGAUGCUUGUGCUGAAUCAUCACAGACUUGUCAAGAGACCUACAGAGACAGGUAGUAUUUCCAAAAAUAGCACUGACCUGGGAGUCAGAAGACUACGGCCUCCAAAGCCCAGGACUAGCAUCUCCUGUACUCGAACUUCUUCGAUUAGCUAAAUGCACUAUGCUUUCCCUCACCUUAGCCUUCCUGGGACAUUGCUUCACAGCCUCCUUGUCUAGGUGACUUCUGCUCAUCCUUCCCAGGUCAGCUCACACUUAACCUUCAGAGAGCUGUUCCCAAGCCUGGACUGAGUGCACCUUGCAGCUUAAGCCUGCUGUUCUCACAGUACGUAUUUAUGCUGUGAGUUCAUUUCCUGCGUACCGGACACUAUCAUACGCUAGCCUGGCUAUGAGCUCCUUGAGUACGGGUUCCUUUACUUUUAUAUGCCCAGCACCAAGUAAGUGCCUGGCACAUGGUCAGUGCCCUACAGGUUUGUAGAACGGAGAAUGCCAGCCUCUCUGGUCCUUAGAUUCCUCAUCUGUUAAUAGGGUUGGAUUUGCUGAUCCCUAGCGAGACUCCUAGUCAUAAAAUUAUUAUUCUAAAUUAUUCUACAAACUGUGUUUCUUCUGUACAUCUAUUUAUCACCCAUUAGAAGGCGAAAUGUGUGACACCUAUGUUAUGCUGAAAAUGAUCUGUAUUACUCACAGUUUACAUUAUUUCAAUAAACAAAUUAAAUUGCA
Rhinolophus ferrumequinum (greater horseshoe bat) is the source of this 2480-nucleotide messenger RNA. RefSeq names its product ependymin related 1 (gene EPDR1). Gene Ontology annotation, molecular function: calcium ion binding. Bases 319 to 1023 code for a protein of 234 amino acids. Gene Ontology annotation, cellular component: extracellular region; lysosome. Lineage: Eukaryota; Metazoa; Chordata; Mammalia; Chiroptera; Rhinolophidae. The transcript is spliced from 3 exons. Gene Ontology annotation, biological process: cell-matrix adhesion. The record is from RefSeq and is a predicted model, not a curated record.